AUGUGCCCCCAAGAGAAUUCCUUCCAACCCUUGCAGUUCCUACUGCUGGUGGGUGUUCCAGUUGCAAGUGUCCUCCUCCUGGUGCAGUGCCUUCGAUGGCACUGUCCUCACUGGCUGCUACAAACCUGCCGGAAGCCAGAUGGCGAAGAAGACCCAGUGCCCCAGCCCACUCCCCUACCUGAAACUGAGAUUCCUAGCCAGUCCCUGCCAGUUACACUGUCAGAGAUGGCUGCCUUCUACCAGGAACUCAACACACCCACCCAAGGCCAGACAGUCAUCCGUCAGCUGAUGAACAAGCUAUUGGUAUUUUCAGUUCGAGAGGUGGACCACCGCGGAGGCUGCCUGAUGCUACAAGAUACAGGCAUUUCCCUGCUCAUCCCCCCAGGUGCUGUGACUAUAGGCCGCCAGGAACGGGUGUCUCUGGUCCUGGUGUGGGACCUGUCGGAUGCUCCCUCACUGUCCCGGGCCCAGGCACUGGUGAGCCCUGUGGUGGCAUGUGGCCCCCAUGGGGCCUCCUUCCUGAAGCCCUGCACCCUCACAUUCAAGCACUGUGCCCAGCAGCCCAGCCAGGCUCGUACCUACAGCAGCAACACAACCCUGCUCGAUGCCAAGGCCUGGAAGCCCCUAGGGCGGUCGGGGGCCUACACUUCCAGGGAUGAGUGUCGCCUUCACCUCUCCCACUUCAGCCUCUACACCUGCGUUCUGGAGGUGCCUGCGGGGCGGGAGGCUCGCAAGUGGCUGCAGCUGGCAGUGUUCUGCUCACCCCUGGCACCAGGACAGUCCCACCUGCAGCUGCGCGUCUACUUCCUCAACAAUACGCCCUGUGCCCUGCAGUGGGCCAUAACCAACGAGCAGCCCCACGGUGGACGCCUGCGUGGGCCCUGCCAGCUCUUUGACUUCACGGGAGCUCGCGGGGACCAGUGCCUGAAGCUCAAGUACAUCUCUGAGGGUUGGGAGAAUGUGGAUGACAGCAGUUGCCAGCUAGUUCCCCAUCUCCACAUCUGGCAUGGAAAGUGUCCCUUCCGUUCCUUCUGCUUCCGGAAGAAAGGUACCAGUGAGAGUGAGGACUGCUCAGCACUAACCAAUGAAAUCAUUGUCACUAUGCACACCUUCCAGGAUGGCUUGGAGACCAAGUACAUGGAAAUUGUCCGGUUCCAGGCAUCAGAGGAAGAAUCGUGGGCAGCAGCCCCUCCAGUCUCCCAGCCACCUCCGUGCAAUAGGUUGCCCCCAGAGCUCUUUGAGCAGCUGCAGAUGUUGUUGGAACCAAACAGCAUCACAGGCAAUGACUGGCGCCGGCUGGCUUCCCACCUGGGGCUCUGUGGUAUGAAAAUCCGGUUCCUAUCCUGCCAGCGCAGCCCUGCUGCUGCCAUCCUGGAGCUGUUUCAGGAGCAGAAUGGCAGUCUACAGGAGCUGCACUACCUCAUGACUGCCAUGGAGCGGCUGGACUGCGCCUCGGCCAUCCAGAGUUACCUGAGCGGGAAGCAGGGUGGCAGCCCGGCCCCCAGCCAUGGGCCUGCCCAGGAUAACCAGAGCUUGGAACUUGAUGAAAAGCUCUGA
Molecule: messenger RNA, 1557 nt
Organism: Chrysochloris asiatica (Cape golden mole)
Lineage: Eukaryota; Metazoa; Chordata; Mammalia; Afrosoricida; Chrysochloridae
Gene: UNC5CL
Product: unc-5 homolog C (C. elegans)-like
Exons: 8
Coding region: 1-1557 (518 amino acids)
Biological process (GO): positive regulation of canonical NF-kappaB signal transduction; netrin-activated signaling pathway; positive regulation of JNK cascade
Cellular component (GO): membrane
Molecular function (GO): netrin receptor activity; protein binding
Source: RefSeq, a predicted model, not a curated record